Molecule: messenger RNA, 6483 nt
Organism: Pundamilia nyererei
Lineage: Eukaryota; Metazoa; Chordata; Actinopteri; Cichliformes; Cichlidae
Product: KIAA0319-like ortholog
Exons: 25
Coding region: 1043-3973 (976 amino acids)
Biological process (GO): neuron migration; homophilic cell-cell adhesion
Cellular component (GO): cytoplasmic vesicle; membrane; Golgi apparatus
Molecular function (GO): calcium ion binding
Source: RefSeq, a predicted model, not a curated record
UGGUUUCACUUUCAGAUGUAACACGUAACUGCUCUAGCUAACCAUCGCAUAACUGCUGUUUUCACUGCCUACUUUGUUUUUGAAAAUCUCAUCACCGGAACCUUUCGUAAAACGUAUUGCAUUGACAGUCAAGCACUCACUCACGGCAUAUCAGCUGUAUCAGCGAGAGGAGUACUGACCUAAUUUGGAGAGCAGGGGACAACAAGAGACAAGGCUACACAUCGGAACGAGCAGCUGAAGAGAAAGUCUACCAUUUUUUGUUUGUCCAGAGGAAGCUGUGCGUGGGACAGAGAAAAGCUACAUCAGCCUGUCUGCGGAGAAACCGAUGCAGAGCUGACUGCUCCUGCUGAGAGAGGAGGAGGAAGAAACAAGUCAAAGGGAGAAAAUUUGCCAGAUGUAAGAGGAGGAAAGAGAGAGAAGGUGGGCGAGGGUUUCGGUGACAGAGAUCAUUGUUCUGCAACAAACCCCUCAUGGGUGAACUGGCCAUUAAAAAGUCAGUAAUGGCCAAGCUGUCAUCAGCCCAGGUGACCGUGUGCACCUGAGCGUUACUGCUGCAGCACAGUGAAAGUCACCACGUGCCUCGGGGCAGCUGCUGCAUGGUUUAAAAAAAAUCCAGGCUGCCGGAUCCUAACUGAUUCCUGCACGUUUUCUGCACUGGAUCAUUUUCACCUGGAGCUUUUUCCCCUUUUGGGCGUUCACUAGGGAGAGAAAAAUAAGCAAAAGCGGGAUACGGAGCAGUUUGGAUAUUUGGACAGACUGAGCCGGUGACUACAGCAGAGAAAGAGACUGCUCGGUGCUCCAGUGUCACGUGCAGGAAUGCAGAUUUGAAUAAGGAAUCAGACCAGCAAUCCAGCCUAGUGUUGGAGCAGCUGAGCCUGUGAAGGCCCCUGAGGCGGCCAUGUUGGAUCUCUUCGUCAGAGUGCUGGUGUUGGCCCGUCUUCACCUGUCACCUCACAGCACCUUCCUGCCAACCUAACUCCUCACUCCUUUCUUCCUUCACCUUUCUUCCACUGCUGGAUUAGGGGAAAGGUCCUUGUACAAAAUGUCCUAUGCACACCACAAGCUGCUCACCUGGUGCUUACCUCACCUCUUCCUCCUACCGCUGACCUACCUCUGGCUCCUGGCUCUUCCCACAGGUGUGUCAGCAAAUCACUGCCGGGUCACCGGUGGAGUUCUGGGCAUCCAUUGGAGCAGCAUCAUAAGCCUGGGUUGGUACCCUCUAGCAGAUGGGAGAGCCGGAGCGAGGUGUUGGGAGUUCUGCUGCCUGGAGCCAAAGUGCAAUGCUGUUUGGAGUCUCGGCGGUCGCUGUGUGUUUCUUAGCUGCUCGCGUGAAGGAGGCUGCCCCAUCUCCAUCCUGCCUCAGCCCCACGAGGAGUCCCUCGGUCUCCUACAGCUGCUCUCCAAGGUCCCUGUCAGUGUGAGGCGGAGAGCGAUUCGCCGUGCACCACCUACAGGAAGCCACAGAAUACACAAAAGACCCCAUAUCCGCUCGGGAAGCUCCAACACAGAGGCAGCUCAGCCAACAUCAGCAGCACCCAGCACCAUCGCUCUCAUCCAACUCUCCCAAAAGAACAUAAGCCAGAUAACAAAUGGGAGUUCAGGCACGCCUCCUGCUCCAUCGCCGCAGAACUCAACGAUCAACGUCGCCCUUGAUGCUGCUGCGUCGUCUUCCAAUGACAGCGAUGUCAGCACGCCCACAGCAGCUUCUUCGACCAUCAACACAACCCCGACACAGGCCGUGAGGGAGCUGGUGGUAUCAGCAGGAAAGAGUGUGGAGGUAACGCUGCCCCUCAACGAGGUCAAACUUUACGCCUAUGUGGUCCCAAAUGGGACAAACUAUGCAUUUGACUGGCGUCUAAAAACUCAUCCCAAAGAUUACAGCGGGGAGAUGGAGGGGAAGCACAGCAAGACUCUGAAACUCAGCAAGCUGACCGUGGGCCUGUACGAGUUUGAGGUGACAGUGGACGGGGAGGGCGCCCACGGAGAAGGUUACGUUAAUGUUACAGUCAAACCAGAGCCACGGGUAAACAAGCCUCCUGUUGCCGUAGUUUCCCCAAAGUUCCAGGAGAUCUCCUUGCCAACCAGCUCUACGGUGAUAGACGGCAGCCAGAGCACUGAUGAUGACAAGGUGGUGGCGUGGCACUGGGAAGAGGUCAAAGGUCCUCUGAGGGAGGAGAAGGUCUCUGCUGACACCCCUGUACUCACCCUCACCAGCCUUGUGCCUGGGAACUACACAUUUAGUUUGACAGUAACUGACUCGGACGGAGCUACAAGCUCGACACAGGCCACUCUCUCCGUUAACAAAGCCAAGGACUAUCGACCUGUGGCCAACGCCGGCCCAAACCAGGUCAUCCAGUUACCACGCAACUCCAUCACUCUGUAUGGCAACCAAAGCACCGACGACCACGGUUCUCUGUCCUAUGAGUGGUCCCUCAGCUCAGAGAGCAAAGACAAAGUGGUGGAGAUGCAGGGUGUACGGACUCCCAUCCUACAGUUGUCAGCAAUGCAAGAGGGAGACUACACCUUCCAGCUGACUGUGACGGACUCAGCUGGACAGCAGGACACUUCUCAGGUCACCGUCAUCGUGCAGCCAGAAAAUAAUAAACCACCAGUAGCAGAUGCAGGACCUGAGAAAGAGCUGACGCUGCCCAUGGAUCACACCACACUGUAUGGCAAUAAGAGCCACGAUGACCAGAAGAUAGCCACCUAUCAAUGGACAAAGAACAGUGGUCCCGAUGGUGUGAAGAUUGAAAAUGCAGACAGCGCCGUUGCCACGGUGACAGGUCUCAAGGUCGGCACAUAUGAGUUUACCCUGACAGUAACUGAUGAGAGGAAGCUGGAGAGCAGCGACACUGUCACAGUCAUCGUUAAGGAAGAAAAGGACCAACCGCCAGUAGCUCGUGUUGUGUCGAGUCCACCCAUCUCUUUGCCUGUCAGGACCGCCACUUUGGAUGGAUCUCAGUCCACUGAUGACAAAGGUGGACUCAGCUACCUGUGGACCAGAGAAGACACCAGUCCUGCUGCUGGGGAUGUGCUGAACAGCUCCGACCACCAGGCAGUGCUGUUUCUUGGAAACCUGGUGGAGGGCAAAUACAGCUUCAUCCUGACUGUAACUGACAGCAAAGGACAAAGCAGCAAGGGGAGGGGCACGGUGGAGGUCAAACCAGACGUGCGGGAGCGGGACCUGGUGGAACUGGUGUUAGAGGUCUCCGUAUCGCAGGUGUCCCAACGUCAGCGCGACAUGCUGCUGCGACAGGUUGGGGUUUUACUGGGUGUGCUCGACAGCGACAUCAUUGUGCGAGAGAUCAGUGCGUUUAAUGAGCACAGUACUCGUUUGGUCUUCCUGGUGUCCGGCGGCCCAGGGCGCCCUCCGCUGUCGGGCCGUAACGUUGCACUCGGCCUGCGCAACAAACUGCGUAAACAGAAGAAUGACUUCCUCAUCUUCAAGGCCCGACGAGUGGAUACAGUCAUCUGCCAGCUGAACUGCUCCGGCCACGGCGAGUGUGACUCAUUCACGCGGCGCUGCGUCUGUCACCCUUUCUGGAUGGAGAAUUUUAUCAGAGCUCAGUUCGGAGACGCAGAGAGCAACUGCGAGUGGAGCGUGCUCUAUGUGACAAUAGCAUCCUUUAUGAUUGUGGUUGCUGCGGCAACAUUUGUAUGGGGGAUAGUUUGUUGCUGCAACAGGCGUAAGAGCAAAGUGCGCAGGAGUAAAAGUCGAUACAAAAUGCUAGAAGCUGACGACCAGGACUGUUUGGAGCUGCAACUGCCAAGAGCUGCACGCCUGAAGCCUGUUCCUGCUCCCACUUCCUCUGCCCUCAUGCACUCGGACUCUGACCUGGACAGUGACGAAGGGCAGGGCGGGAUCCCGUGGACGGAUCAGGAGCGCGGGCAGCUCCUGAGGCCUCAGAAUGGCUCCCUGAGGAAUGGCCAGGGGCCGGUAAGGGCCAAGAAGCAGAGAGAAGAGCAGCUAUAGCAAGAGAGGAGGGGGGAGCUCACAGCUGCCCUCACACAGCUCUUCCCCUUCACGCCUCCUCUUUCCCCUUCGUUGGUCUUCAACACAAAACCUCACACUUCUCCUCUGUGAAGACAGACUGGGAGAUACCUGAGUUAGGAAGAGGGAGAGAGGAGGAGAUGUUGGGACCGUGUUGUCCCACUGUCACAGAAAAAACACCACGAUACUGAAGCUUCCCUGCACCCACACUGAGCCAGAACGACGUGAAAAAGAAACUGCCAUUACACUGAGAACCAGGGGUGAGCACUGUAUUUUGAAUGAUAUAAAAUAUUAAUUAGACCCCUAUUAUUUAACACAGAGACAUAAAGAAUGUAGUGCUGCCCCUCUCCUGCUGCUGGCUUACAAAGGUUGGGAGACUGUGUGAGAGGAAGUAGCUCGAGUGACUUUUUAAGAUGAGGAAAAACAAAACUGCUUCAAUGACACGAAAACCAGCCACCCGGCACGCUCACACCUUGCCUCUUGUAGACACGCAUGUACAAACACGUUGUAUUCACGCCGUUUCAGGUCGACCUGAUGCUACCAAACACUGCCAUUUUUAAAUUAAUGGUUAACUUUGCUCUGAUUGUUUCUGUUCAUCUGAAGCAUGACGGAGAGGAAAAGGAAAAAAAAGACAACCAACCAACAACCAAAACUGAUCUGAGCUGCCAACGGCUCGGAGAAACCACCUCAGAAAAUAUUUUAAAUAAUUUAUGUGCAUGAAGAGCGACAGAUUGCAGCUCUGGUACAACCUGAUACGAUCGGCUGCAUGUUUGUAUGUCAGCUGUAUGUGUGGAUUUCUGUGGCUGCUGUGCCAAAAGAUGUUUCCUCGGAGCAGUUUUUUUGCUUCUUUUUUGUUUUUUUGCUUUUUUUUUUAUGUUUUUAUGAACCCACAGAAGAGUCACAGUGUUGUAAGGUUUUAUUCUCAAGGCUUCUCUGUGGAUUAAAUAACUGGAGUACACAACUGUAACAAAGGUGGUCUCAGUGAGGAAGGCAGUUGGGAGAAAGAUGAAGAACAGGAGAUUGAAGGACAGACCGCUGCUUCCUCAUCACCUUUGGUAAUGUGAUGACUGCUUCAACCCUGAAGACCACAGAGUUUUUGUUACUGUUUUUACAAACAACCUUUUGGCUGUGAUUAGACGUGGAUGCAGUUUGAUUUUAAUGUCUGCUGUCUCACUUUGUCUCUUGUUGGUUUAAAAAAAGGGAGAGGUUCGUAUGUGACGGUUGGAAGUUGGGAGGUUCAGCCAUAAACACAGGACUUUGCGGUACUGAAUAUGUAGGAAGAAUGUCCAUCAGUAAUGUAAUUCUCAUGCUUUACACUCAUCUCCAUGAUGCAAGCAGCUCUAAAUUUUGCAGACUCGCAGCACACUUGGACAAGCAUGCUCAUUUUUUAACAAACUGAAUGUUUAAAUCCAUCAAAAAGCCAAGUCACAAUAUCAUUUUUCUGGAUUUAAUGGUAUUCAUCCUCUUCAGUCUGACCAUUAAAAGAUCUUCUUUUAAAGUGAUUUUGAUGUUAUGGAGUUGGAGUAAAAAUCCACAGGCUCUGUGCUGUGCAAAAACAUAGAAACACAGUGUUUUUUUUAGCAAGGUUAAAACAGUUAAAUCAGUUUAUUUCUUCCAGAGUUUUAAUUUUUUAAUUAUAGUCAACUCUGUGUUUUUUGAACAGUGUCAUUAUUAGGUAUACAGAAACAUUAAGAGUUUGUACUCUAAUGUUUGUAAAAUUAAGAUAUCUUAAAGUUGGAGUGUUAAAGUUGGCCGGGAGAUGCAGAUUUCAAGCUGACUCGGAUGUGAGGAAAAUCUUUGAAAAGGUAAAAUAUGUUUUCUGUUUUCUAAUACAAACUUACUUUAAGUAUACAAGUGAGCUGCACAUCCGAUCGGAGAUAAAACUGUACUAAAUCCCGAAAACAAAUUAUUUCUUCCCACGGACAGGACAUAAGCAGGAGGUUAAUCUGAAGGAUGUUUGCGUACGCUUUGAGCAGAUUACCAGAAAUAAACCACGAACGGGGCCCAGCAGGAAGGCUUUGUUUGUUCAUCAGCAGUAAUCUGAGGUGUUUCUUGGCUGGACUGUACCGAUAGACAAACUUUAGCAGAACGACUCUCCCCGACGUAUCAUCUCACAGUGUGAUUGCUUUGCAUGCAGAAUGUGAAACUGACACAUGUAAGUCCUCAUCUGGAGGCACACUUUUCUAUGUUCGUUGUUGAAUGUUAAAAGGGUACAUCAUUGAUUCAGUUCAGCUUGUACUCUGUGCGAAAUAAGCUGGGGUUUGUUUUUGGGUUGUUGUUUUUUUUCUCAAAUUACUGCAAAAAGUCAUCUCAUGCCGAUGUUGGAUCUGCUGCACUAAAUGUGUUUUAUUCGCACCUGCUGAAUUUAUCGGGCCAUCUUUUUUUGACCUCCUGUGGGAGGCAAAUUAAAAUCAAGCACACCCAGGUGCCAGCAACGUCAAACCACUGAAAAAAAUCUGUUGUCUUGUUUUGGGUUUUGGUUUUUUUGGUUU